This is a messenger RNA of Entrophospora candida, 147 nucleotides long. The record is from the annotation of a GenBank genome assembly. Lineage: Eukaryota; Fungi; Glomeromycota; Glomeromycetes; Entrophosporales; Entrophosporaceae.
AAACUGAUGUGGAUUGUAUGUCAGAAGAAGAAACUGCAAAUCAAGCAGUAGAAGAGGAUUUAAUAACUUUAGAGGAAGAUAAUAAGAAAGUUCCAACAGAAAACAACUGGGAAAAGGAUAUAGAGGAUAAGCAAGAAACCACAGAAG